AUGGCUGACCAUCCUCCCUCUCCUCCUGCAAAGGCAGAACCAAUAUCAGAGUGUCUCCAAGAAUUGGUAGCCAAUAAAGGCGGAGAACCACCAGGAAGAUAUUGCUACAAAGAUGGUGUUGGUGAAGUCCUAGACACUUCUUCUCUUCCACUGAUGAAGAUUCCAAUUAUUGAUAUUGGUCUUCUUGCUUCUCCAACAUCGAUCUGCAGAGAAGAACUUGAAAAACUCCAUUCUGCUCUCAGCUCAUGUGGCUGCUUUAUGUCAAUAAAUCAUGGGAUGACAAGUUCGUUCUUGGACGAAGUGCGGUUAGCUACCAAGAAAUUCUUUGCUCUUCCCAUGGAAGAGAAGCAGAAAUAUGCCAGAGAAGUUGACGCCAUGGAAGGUUAUGGGAAUGACAUGAUUCUUUCAGAAGAUCAAGUGCUUGAUUGGAAUGACCGACUAUAUCUUCUAGCAAGCCCAGAAGACCAGAGACAGCUCAGAUAUUGGCCAGAAAGUCCUGCUAAUUUUAGAGAGACUUUGUUUGAAUAUACCUCUAAGUUACGGCUGAUAACUGAGGUCGUCCUCAAGGCCAUGGCUAGGUCACUGAACUUGGAAAACAACUGCUUUUUAGACAAAUAUGGAGCUAGGGCAAUAAUGCAGGCAAGAUUCAACUUCUUUCCUCCAUGUUCAAGGCAUCAUCUAGUUCUUGGCCUGAAAUCACAUUCUGAUGGAUCAGUAAUCACCAUUGUUCUUCAAGACAAAGAAGUGGAAGGUCUUCAAUUCCUGAAAGAUGAUCAAUGGUUUAGAGUUCCUAUUAUUCCUGAAGCUCUUCUCAUUAACAUUGGUGAACAAGCAGAGAUAUUGAGCAAUGGAUUGUUCAAGAGCCCAAUACACAGGGUGGUAAUAAACCCAGAAAGGGAGAGGUUUUCUCUGGCUGUGUUCUGUUCUCCAGAUCCUGAUAAUGAAAUUGAACCAGUAGAUGGUCUAGUCAGUAAGACAAGGCCAAGACAAUACAAGAAGGUGAAAAAUUAUGUUGGUAAUUACUUUCAAUACUACCAGAGGGGGAAGAGCCCAAUUGAAGCACUGAAAACUUAACUCUUUUUAGAUGAAUUUUUCGGUUAUGUAAUAAUUGCAGAUUGUUCUCUAGUUAUAAUCAGAAAAUCUCCAGGAAUAAAGCAUCAGCAAAAGCCAUUGGUUA
This is a messenger RNA of Hevea brasiliensis (rubber tree), 1177 nucleotides long. RefSeq names its product codeine O-demethylase. The record is from RefSeq and is a predicted model, not a curated record. Bases 1 to 1074 code for a protein of 357 amino acids. Lineage: Eukaryota; Viridiplantae; Streptophyta; Magnoliopsida; Malpighiales; Euphorbiaceae. The transcript has 4 exons.